UCCUCCCCCGCAGUCUCACCUCACUCUCCCCCCAAUACCAGCACAAGGUAAAUGCGCCAUGUCUGUCUCCCCCAGAGCAACUCUCUCUCCCUCUCUCUCUCAAUUUUCCUUCUCUCUCCCUAAAACCCAUAGGAAUACUCUAUACCCUGAACAGUGUUGGUUCAUACUCGAGCGUUUGCCCCGCACAAGGGUGGAGCCUAUUCCACACCAAGGCCACAGUACAACCCCCUUUUGGGUCCAUCACCGAUCUUGAAAAUCUACAACGAAAACGUGACACCCAAAGCUGGUACCAGUCGAGAUACUCAAGUGCCAGUGAUCGAAUCGCCAGACUAACCCGCACCUUACAAUUUUACUUUUUUACACAAAUUGUUUUUUAUAACCAAACGAUUCCACGAAUAGUUUGUAGUGCCAAAUCGUGACGUGCAGUGAACACAAAUUAAAUUAUUCUCUCAAUAAUCAUCAGCACAAAUUCGUGAUAAUAAAUGAAAUCCAUAAAUUAUUAAUCUCGUUAUUCAAAAAUAAUUCAUUAUUGUUUAUUGCUAUCAAUGGCACCGAUGAUUGAACGCCAUGGACGCACCUCGAAUGUCGUUCUCGCGAGUGAUCCAUACGUCGCGAGUUGGCGAUACAAACAAUCACUCCAAAGAAAAACAGUUCGUCUAGUCGAAGGUCACUGUGCCCAAUCAGACACCGUGGACCUAAAUUACAGCCACCACUUGGACCAUCAAAAUAAUAACAACAAUCCCCACGUGAGCAACAACAACGAGGAGCACUCGAUAAAUCCAAAUCAGCACAAUUGCAUUGGCAAUCCACCACAGGGCGGUGUAAUGAAGGAGAAGAGUAAAAAUGCUGCGCGUUCGAGACGCGAGAAAGAGAAUACAGAGUUCCAAGAGCUCGCUAAAUUACUACCACUUCCUGCAGCAACAACAUCGCAAUUGGACAAAGCAAGUGUCAUAAGAUUGACGACAAGUUACCUGAAGAUGCGAGCGGUAUUUCCAAACGGUUUAGGAACUGAAUGGGGAGCGCCGACGCCGGCGAUAAAUGAUCCUCGAGACGCAGCGAUAAAAGAAUUAGGAUCUUAUCUCCUCCAGACUCUGGACGGAUUCAUCUUCGUUGUAGCUCCAGACGGCAAGAUAAUGUACAUAAGUGAAACAGCGAGUGUUCAUCUGGGUCUAUCACAGGUUGAAUUAACCGGAAAUAGUAUUUUUGAGUAUAUUCAUCCAAUCGAUCAUAACGAGAUGCUCGAUGUUCUGAGUUUACCUCUUCCUGGCUCAGGUCGUGCCUUUCCACCUCCAAAUGCACGGGGUAAUAUCGAGCUCGAGCGUGCCUUUUUCCUCAGAAUGAAAUGCGUUCUGGCAAAGAGAAAUGCUGGAUUAGUAACAUCGGGAUGGAAAGUGAUUCACUGCUCUGGCUAUUUAAAAGUCAUAGCCCGUGGUCCUUCCUACGAGGAAUAUCAAACGAUCGGUCUAGUUGCCGUAGGUCACUCACUUCCACCCUCAGCAAUAACCGAAAUAAAGCUUCAUCACAAUAUGUUCAUGUUCCGUGCAUCACUGGAUCUCAAACUCAUAUUUCUCGAUGUCAGUGUGAAGGACCUCACGGGCUACGACCCCCAGGAUUUAAUCGAGAAAACACUGUACCAUUACGUGCACGGAUGUGAUAUUUGGCAUCUUCGAGAGUCACAUCAGAUAUUGUUAAUGAAGAGUCAAGUAACAACAAAAUACUACAGAUUCCUAACGAAGUCUGGAGGAUGGGUAUGGAUGCAAUCGUACGUGACAAUAGUAAACAAUUCCCGAAGUUCAAGACCACAAUGUAUAGUAUCAGUGAACUACGUACUAUCGGAUAAAGAGGCAGCGCACUUGGUUCUCAAUUCGGAGCAGAAGGCCUCAACAAUACCAGGAAAUCAGCCAUCAGCUCCAUUAUCAUCAAAUUGUGGUAUCUCCCGAGACAUGGGAGUUGAUGAAUCCCAAUGCAGUCCAAGUCCGCCAUAUCUCCAACGUGCCAGUGAACCCCAAGUAGUUGAUUUUGCUGAUACAUCAUACUCAAACACCGGUGAAUACAUGCCAGCACCAGCCCACAUGAAUCACUACCAGGCUAAUUACCCAACAGCCCAGAACACAGCACACCAGGGCUCUGGUCCAGGAGGUGGGCCAAAUAUCCACGAGGACACAGCAAAUUAUUACCCAUUAGAGCUUUUUUAUCAAUACGCUGCAAUGACACAAGACGGUCACGGUCAGCCUCACCUGUUGCACCACAACAAUCAGAAUCUCCAACAAUCCCAGUCUCAACAGCACCCAAACAGCCCCCAACAUCAUCACCAUCAGAAAAAACCCCCGUACUCAUCUCCAUCGAGUUCUUGUGGUAGUUACGAUGUCCCUGAGAGCUGUGCACAUUUAUCAAGUCCUCUGGCUAAUACCGGGCCGUAUCAUCCAAAUGUUCCCCACAAUAAUCACCUUCAUCAUUGCCAUCCAAUGCUGGAUGAUCACUCAUCACCACCUGAGCCCUACAAUGACUCGACCGUCGGUUACGUUCAUCCAAGCUGUGCAUUCAAUGACAACAACAACUCGUGCUUCGUUGGUAAUGGAACAAAUUCAUCAAUGCAAAACCAUCAUCCUCACAAUCCCCAUAAUCCCCACAAUCCACAUCAGACGUACUCACCGACAGCGGGAACGAGUCAUCAUCAUCACGAGCACAUACAGCACGUGGAUGGUCCAAUUUACACGAGUGUCAUCGUUGAAUCUCAGCAGUACAGCUCAAGUAGUGUUCCAAGUAUACAUCAGAGUGUUCAUGGCCAUCAGCAAGGUGUUAUUAAAGGGGAUUCACCUGGUGAUGCUGCCACAACUGUUACGACAGCCCCAGGCAAUUCUCCAACGACCAACAAUACAACUUUUACCCCAACAACCCUCACCACUUCUGUAACAACUUCAAAAUCUGAGCCUGUGUCACCAGUUUCAAAUGGCAGCAAGUGUGAUACACCCAUGAAUCUCAUUGGUAAAACACCAAUCUGUCAGGAUAGAAAUGAUUUCUCAAUGUACACCAAGUGCGAUGAUAAGAGUGUUCUUGAUCGUCAGGGUAUCACCAAGUAUUCAUUCAUCGCUGGAUUCUCGGGGACGUAAUCCAUUUAUUCAUUUUAUUGUAAUUGUCAUUAGAGUUUUUAUUAUAGAAAGGAGAAUGUAAGUUAGGAAUGACUAUUUCUCGCGCUGGCCGUGGGUGCUAGACAUCCGACGUUAUGAUCACGUCACUAAUUUUUAUUUGGUAAUAUUGGUUGGAGAUAAAUUAUGCUGUACAUAUGGAAUUCGGCUGUAUUUAUGUAAUUAAGUAUAAUAUAUUAUUUUUUUUUAUUUAUUUAAGCUUAUUUGUGAGUAUGAUUGAAUCCUUGAAUUGUGGUUUUCUCUUGAUUUCGAAUUAUAAACCCCCAAGACUGACGGAUCAACGAGUUUAAUGACCAAAGAGCCAUCGAUUCGCAAUUUUUCAUCACAGGGUCCAAAAAAAAAUAAUAGAAAAUCAACAUUUAUCUGUUUUUCAUUAAAAAACGAUAUUUAACUGAACAAUUUUCUCUGUACGUAAAUAGAAAUUAAUCUCAUUUAUAGAUGAAAAUAAAACAACAUUUGCAUGAGUUCAAUACAAUAAAUCAUCUACACUCUAUAUCCACAAUUGCGUAAAUCAAUGAAUACUUAGGUGAU
Molecule: messenger RNA, 3677 nt
Organism: Fopius arisanus
Lineage: Eukaryota; Metazoa; Arthropoda; Insecta; Hymenoptera; Braconidae
Gene: sim
Product: protein single-minded
Exons: 7
Coding region: 546-3110 (854 amino acids)
Biological process (GO): regulation of transcription by RNA polymerase II
Molecular function (GO): DNA-binding transcription factor activity, RNA polymerase II-specific; protein dimerization activity; RNA polymerase II transcription regulatory region sequence-specific DNA binding
Source: RefSeq, a predicted model, not a curated record